This is a messenger RNA of Penicillium canescens, 399 nucleotides long. RefSeq lists its product as uncharacterized. NCBI's taxonomy places the organism in Eukaryota, Fungi, Ascomycota, Eurotiomycetes, Eurotiales, Aspergillaceae. The record is from RefSeq and is a predicted model, not a curated record. The transcript has 2 exons. Bases 1 to 399 code for a protein of 132 amino acids.
AUGACUUCCGGAAUGUCCCCGUCCAGCUCCCCGCGGCUUCCUAGCCCUCCUCCAUUCACGGAGGUUCAGAUCGCUCCCCAGUCACCUUCCGGGGAGGCUUUCGAGGAACAAAUGCUUGGUGCUGCAGCGGGCGAAGAUGAUGGCUCGACGCGCAGAAUCCGCCCCGGGACCAAAUCCGCGGACAUGGCGUUUGGCCCGCCGUUGAUUCCCCUUUCGCAGCUUGACUCGCCUUUCCAGCUCCAGGAACACCUCAAAGCCCUAUAUCAUCACUUUACGAAACCCGAAGGAUCUGACACCGUGGUCCCGAUUAACCGCCAGGUUGCAGUACAACUGGCGGAACCCCCGAGGGCAUCGACCGAUCACUUUGGCUUUACGAACUCUGCCGAUUCCUCACCAUGA